GUGGUUGUCAUAGUGGAUGUUCGUUCGCUGGGCAAGCGAAGAAGUGAAGGGUAAUAGCCUGUGUUUCUAGACCUACACGUCCUAGCGGAGCUAGGUAUCAUAGGAAUGGUGUUAAUUUGAAUGUGUUAAGUGUUCCCAUUUGUGAUUUUAAAAUAUAAGCGUUUAAAAUAUGACUGGGGUGUUUGAUCAGAUAAAGUUGCUGUUUGAGCAGCAGUUGUACACAAACGUAGUUUCAUUGGCAAAUCUAGUUCUCUCCGUGAGUGAUCACAAUCCUGAUAUAUUAACAGUACCAGCAAAGUUCCAGACAUAUGUUUAUUAUGGGGACUCACUGUUUUACCUUGGCCAGUAUCGAAAAGCAGAAGCCAUGUACCAAAAGGCUCUUCAGUUUAAGAAACCCCUCCUUAAAUCCAAAGGAACUGCAAAACCACAGGACAACCAGAAAGAACUGAUGCCAGAUAUUGAUAUAAAAUACCAGAUUCAUGUGUGCCAUGUGAACUUGAAGCAGAAUCACCAGGCUAUCGAGGAGCUUAGGUCUAUUCCAGGGAAGUUGCGGAAUGCAAAGAUCAACAUGGCACUUGCCAAACUAUACCAGCAGGGCGGAAUGGAACGGUCAGCCAUUACAUCAUACAAGGAGGUGUUGAGGGUAUGGAGUCAUGUUGAAGAAUGUCCCUUGGCUUUAGAAGCAGCAGAGGGAUUGCUGAGUCUUGGUGUAAAAGGGAUAGAAGUGAAUGCUCUGGUCCUGGAAGGUGCAUCCAGUUUUGGAAACAUGGAUUGGUUAAAUUCUUGGAUUAAAGCCCAUUUUCAUCUUCACAAUCGAGAGUAUGGUCAGGCUAUUUCAACAUUCCGGCAGCUGGAUGAACGUUCGUCAUUACGAGACAAUCUCAACCUUCUAGUUGCAAUGGGGGAGAGUUACUACUAUUCUGGAGAUCAUAAGAAUGCUCUUAUUGUGCUGCAGAGGGCACGUGCUUUGGACCCACAUAUGCAGAGAGGAUUGGAUAUUCUGGCUGCUCUCCUAGCAAAGGAGCGGAAACAUAAAGAAUUGGAGAAACUGAUAUCACCAAGCAUCACCGUAUCAGAAUAUGGCCCAGAAACUUGGAUCACAAUGGCUUAUUUUCUGUAUGCUACAAAAAAGAACUCAAAAGCUGCCUACUUUGCCCAAAAAGCAUGCUUCCUUAGCCCACGGAAUGUAGAAGCAUUGAUCCUCAAAGGUGCCAUAUUGCUGGAUCUAAAGAAAUUUCAGGAUGCAGUUGUGCACUUUCGAGAAGCAAUGCAGGUGUCACCACAUCGCUAUGAACCCCACCGUGGCCUCGUCGAUUGCUAUAUUGCCAUGCACAGGCUCAGAGAAGCCCUCAAUAUUGCUAGUAAUGCCUGCAAGCAGCUGGGACAGAAUCCAAGAGCCCUCACUCUAUAUGCAUCGGUCCUUAUGAAGGAUCCACUUACUGUAUGUAAAGCGAAGAGCAUCCUGGAGAAAGCUCUUGCACAGGAUGAGAUGUAUUUGCCUGCAGUGUACCUCUUAGCUGAAAUGUAUGAGCAGGAGAUGGCAUUAGAGAGUGCAGUAACAUUAUUGGAGAAGCAGGUAGAACUGCAGCCAACUUGCAAACUACACCAGAUGCUGGGUGACCUAUUGGCUCGUGUCCAUGAGGAAGAUAAAGCCCUGGACCAUUAUUGUACUGCUUUAAAUUUAGAUCCGAAUAACCGGCGUGCAUUAGAAGGAAUGCACAGGAUAGAUCACUCAUCAAGCAAAUUGGAUACCUCGUAUUUUUUGACAGUGGGAGAAGAAGAAGGGGGUGACACUACAUAUGAGCGAAUAGCAGACUCUGAGAAUGAGGGAGAAGCAGAUGAGAGUGAAACUGAAGCUGUGUGGUCUGACAUGGACCUUGAACUGAACAGCCAAUGAGGAGAUCAGUACUAGUUCAGAUGACUAAAGAAGAUGGUGAAAUAGUUUCAUAAUGGCUUGUGAUUGAAGCUCCUGCAAGGAAACCAGGCUGGGCAUUUUCCAGUUUGGAAUAAAAUUUGUGAGACUUUGUGCAUGUAAUAAAAAAAUGUUAGCCUAAAUUUUAUUGUCAGUAUUGUUUCUUUUUGGAUCUGUAGUAUGUCUUGAUUGUAACGUAUGUUGUGUUUCAAGCAGUGGCAUGCGGUACUAUUUUUAGUAAGUGAAGCAGUGGUAUCUGAUAAACAAACUGAUAGCAAACAACUCACCAAAAUUUACAUCACUUAUUGAGUCAAUAAAGUAAUUUUGUAUUCUGUUCGAUAAACCUGUAAAUACUGUACGGUUCUCAAGGUGAACGUUGAGUUUAUAUUACCUCAACAAGUGAACUAAUUCCACAUAAUUACCUCGGUCGAUAGAAUCCACGCUUUCGUCAUGACCCCAGAGGGCAAGUUGCCUCUUUACUAAAUGGCAGCUGAUAUCAAUCAAGCGUUUCAUUAUUUCUCUAUUUUCUUUCACAUUUUCAUUAUGCUGUAGUAUCGUCAGGUGCUUUUGAUUGUCAAGUUUACAGUCAAUUCGAGAUUUCCUGAACAUAACCAGUUGCACUGUUGAAAUAAUGUGAGUCUGAGAGUUCUCAUGUCAUUUCAAUGCUUUAUGAACAUUGUUGAUAUCACCAAACCCAGUCUUGUUCCAUAGAUGUUUUUUCAAUGAGAAACAAUAGGCAUGGCCAACAAAACAAUUUUCCCAUAUUACUGCAACUGGAUAGCCACUCUCUUUUAGAAUACUGUUCCAAAUUAAAUUUCCUCACACAUAAUUUGAUUUGUGCUUUAACUCUCAUGUCAGUCGUCCUCUUUCUAUAAUUAUUUUCUUUUCAGAAAAGUCCCUGCUUCCGUUUUAAAAGGCUUUCGAUUGCACAGUCGCAGUCACGUUGUCUGCUAGCAUUUAUUUUAGCUGUAGCCUGUGCGUGUAGUCUAAUCAUGCCCCUGCCCUUGUACCACAAUAUCACACUUGCUUCCCUUAAACGCAGAUAGC
This is a messenger RNA of Cryptotermes secundus, 2959 nucleotides long. It is a transcript of the gene APC7, whose product is annotated as anaphase-promoting complex subunit 7. Gene Ontology annotation, molecular function: protein binding. Gene Ontology annotation, biological process: cell division. The transcript has 10 exons. Bases 170 to 1897 code for a protein of 575 amino acids. The record is from RefSeq and is a predicted model, not a curated record. Lineage: Eukaryota; Metazoa; Arthropoda; Insecta; Blattodea; Kalotermitidae.